AUGGAUGAUAUCGAAAUGUUUGGCUCUAAUGGAGCUCCUCCAGCUCCCCCGGCUCCUCCCUCAGACCCUAUUGAACGCCCUCCAACUCCUCCUCCUCCACCCCCCGAGGAUUUAGGUGCUCCGCCUCCGCCGCCAGAUGCUACGGUCCCUCCACCUCCACCAGAAGACCAACCACCUGCGCCGCCCGUGGAAACAAAAAAGAAGAAGCAAGGAUGGGGUGCAAAGCGUCCAGCGGCAGCUCCACUAAGUGUAGAGGAUUUGAUUCGGAAGAAGAAGGAAGCUGAUGCAGCAGCCGCAAAGCCGAAGUUCCUGUCAAAAGCGCAACGAGAAAAACUGGCGUUGGAGAAGCGUGCGAAGGAAGUUGAAGCUGAACGACAAGCUAAGGCACAGGCAAAUGGCGCAGAUCGCAAGAAUCUUCCUACUCCAUCAACAUCAAUUCCUACCGAACCAAACUAUGAUAAUAGAGACUCGAAUGGCCGGGUCCCAACUGGACCGCGCGCAAUGCGGGGAGAUACCCCCACAGGGCCAGCAUCAAUGAGGUCUCGAAACCAAGACAGAAACCAAGACAGAAACCAAGACACGGCUCCACCUCCACCUCCAUCAAAGGGAGGCAAAAACGCCAAAGCAGAGAAGCGACUUUCAGAGCAAGAUGAAGCCGAAACUCAAGCAGCAUUGAUCAAGCAACGAUAUAUGGGAACAGAACAGACGUCCAGCUUCUCCGCCAAGAAGAAGCGCAAGCGUACUACAGACCGCAAGUUUAAUUUCGAAUGGAACACUGAAGAAGACACCAGCGGUGAUUAUAAUCCGCUAUAUCAACAUCGCCACGAAGCAAACUUCUUCGGAAGGGGUCGUUUGGCUGGAUUCGGAGAAGACGUUGCGGAUGAUGUGGCGCGCAAGUACGCCAUGGCCCUGGAAACCCAGGAUCAAGAAUCGGGUAGUCUACGUGCAAAGGAAAUUAUGGAGAUGGAACGCCGUCGCCGUGAGGAGAGCUCUCGGAAUCAGCUGGAUAAACACUGGAGCGAGAAGCGACUCGAACAUAUGCGUGAGCGUGACUGGCGUAUUUUCAAGGAGGAUUUCAAUAUCGCUACUAAGGGUGGCAGUGUACCCAACCCCAUGCGUUCUUGGGAGGAGAGCCAGCUUCCCAAGCGAUUGCUGGAGCUUAUUGAUCGUGUCGGUUAUAAAGAUCCUACAGCUAUUCAACGCGCUGCUAUUCCCAUUGCUUUGCAGUCGCGUGAUCUUAUCGGUGUUGCCGUGACAGGUUCCGGUAAGACUGCUGCAUUUUUACUGCCCCUUCUGGUCUACAUUUCAGAGCUACCUCGACUGGAUGAAUUUGAAUGGCGCAAGAACGACGGUCCUUAUGCCAUUGUUCUAGCACCCACUCGUGAGUUGGCGCAACAAAUUGAGAUCGAAGCCAAGAAGUUUACCCAGCCUCUCGGCUUCAACGUUGUCAGUAUUGUCGGUGGUCACUCUCUCGAGGAGCAGGCAUAUAGUUUGCGCGAUGGUGCGGAGAUUAUCAUUGCCACUCCUGGUCGUCUAGUCGACUGUAUCGAGCGACGAAUGUUGGUUCUCAGUCAGUGUUGCUACGUGAUUAUGGAUGAAGCCGAUCGCAUGAUCGAUCUUGGUUUCGAAGAACCUGUCAAUAAAAUUCUUGACGCUCUUCCCGUUACAAAUGAAAAGCCCGACACUGAAGAGGCCGAGAACCCACGAGCUAUGAGCCAACACCUUGGAGGCCGUGACCGAUACCGCCAGACAAUGAUGUACACAGCCACCAUGCCUGCAGCUGUUGAGCGCAUUGCCCGGAAGUACCUGCGACGACCAGCCAUCAUCACUAUUGGUGCUAUUGGUGAGGCUGUUGACACAGUUGAGCAGCGCGUGGAGAUGGUUCCUGGCGAAGACAAGCGGAAGAAGCGUCUGGGAGAAAUUCUUUCCUCCGGCGAUUUCCGUCCUCCGAUCAUUGUGUUCGUCAACAUCAAGCGAAACUGUGAUGCCAUUGCUCGAGAAAUCAAACAGAUGGGCUUCUCAUCGGUUACUUUACACGGUUCUAAAACGCAGGAUCAACGUGAAGCCGCUCUCGCGUCCGUUCGCAAUGGUUCUACCGAUGUUCUGGUUGCGACAGAUCUGGCUGGACGUGGUAUUGAUGUUCCCGACGUCUCACUCGUUAUCAACUUCAACAUGGCCACUUCUAUUGAAAGUUAUACCCAUCGUAUUGGUCGUACUGGUCGUGCGGGCAAGAGUGGUGUGGCUAUCACUUUCCUUGGCAGCGAGGAUGCCGAUGUUAUGUAUGAUCUCAAACAGAUGCUCAUCAAGUCGCCAAUCUCGCGUGUGCCUGAGGAACUCCGCAAGCAUGAGGCUGCGCAGUCAAAGCCCAAUCGUGGCCCUGGAAAGAAGAUCGAAGAUAGCUCAGGAUUUGGUGGGAAGGGAGGCUGGGCCUAG
Messenger RNA from Penicillium malachiteum, 2433 nucleotides. RefSeq names its product mRNA splicing protein PRP28 (gene prp28). The transcript has 3 exons. Lineage: Eukaryota; Fungi; Ascomycota; Eurotiomycetes; Eurotiales; Aspergillaceae. The record is from RefSeq and is a predicted model, not a curated record. Gene Ontology annotation, molecular function: ATP binding; RNA binding; RNA helicase activity. Gene Ontology annotation, cellular component: catalytic step 2 spliceosome. Bases 1 to 2433 code for a protein of 810 amino acids. Gene Ontology annotation, biological process: mRNA splicing, via spliceosome.